AUGGGCUUCAUACUGCAGACUAGUGUCAUCUUCAGCGUCAUUCUUGGCGUGGCCCUGCAGCUCGUACUCAAGGACCCCGUCUGGAUGGCCUUCGGCAUUGGGAAGACUUUCCAGCCUCUAUCUGACUUCCCCUACUCGUGUCGCCGCAUCAAGGACCCCAGGCUGCAGGCAUGCGAAGACAUGUGGCUAUCCGAGGCCACGCGCCAGCUGUUUCUGGCCUGUUCUGACCCUCUGUCUCGCCAGCAAUGGAUGCCCAACGCCCACCGCCUUAACGCUUCGGGCCGCUCCACCAGGGAUGCUGUCGUUGCCAUGGAUAUUGACAGUCCCAACGGCGAUGGGUUCGAGUACCGCACUCUUUCCACCACCGGCUUUUCUGGCACAGCCGGCGAUGGCCUGCUCCAGCUUGUCGGGUUGACAGGAAUUGAUUCCCCGGCAGGUAACAAGAUCGAGCUUCUUUUGGUUAACAACCGCCCAACUGUUGACCCCGCCACCGGCAAACUACUCGACCAAACGGUUGUGGGUGCCAAUUCCACCAUCGAGGUCUUCGAGACCGGUUCUCAAGCUGUUGGAAUGAAGCACGUCCGAACCUUUGCUGGUGCCAAUGUCUCAACCCCGAACAACAUCGCGGCACUGUCUAGCGAUGCCUUUUACUUUACCAAUGAUCGUGGCGUCAACAAAGUUGGCUUGAAAUCCAUUGUUGGCACUUUGCUAGGCCAAGGUGACGUAUCAUUCUGUUCCGUCUCAAAGGGGUGCAAACGCGUCUCGGAGCGCCACCGGUUCCCCAAUGGCCUCGUCCGCGGCCUCGAUGGCCUCAUCUAUGUCCCGAGCGCUUUGGAAGGCGGCGUCCAGGUAUAUAAAGUCAUGUCCGAAGACGGUGGGCUCCAGAAAGUGGCCCACAUCCCCGUGCCGUACUCCAUCGACAACCUGUCGGUGGACGACAAGGGUGACAUCUACGCCGCCGUGUUCCCGCGGGGCAUCGAGAUCCUGCAGGCGUCUAACGACCCGCUCAACGCGAGGCCGAAGAGCGCCGCCGUGCGCAUUCACAAGGAUGGCGACGGUGUAUACGUGUGGGAGAAGGUCAUCGAGGACGGAGCGGGUGAGGUGUUGCCGGGGUCUACCGUGGUUGUCCACGAUGCGAAGACUGGAAGAUUGUUUUUCGGGGGCGUGAUAUCGCCGUUCAUCUCGGUCUGCGAGCCGACAAAAUGA
Colletotrichum higginsianum IMI 349063 is the source of this 1206-nucleotide messenger RNA. RefSeq names its product Serum paraoxonase arylesterase. Bases 1 to 1206 code for a protein of 401 amino acids. NCBI's taxonomy places the organism in Eukaryota, Fungi, Ascomycota, Sordariomycetes, Glomerellales, Glomerellaceae. The transcript has 4 exons. The record is from RefSeq and is a predicted model, not a curated record.